Molecule: messenger RNA, 459 nt
Organism: Dovyalis caffra
Lineage: Eukaryota; Viridiplantae; Streptophyta; Magnoliopsida; Malpighiales; Salicaceae
Source: the annotation of a GenBank genome assembly
GUCCUCAGCACGGAAUUUAUGAAAACCAGAAGAAGGCGUAUGUCUGCAUGGGCUUCUGAGGCAGACGUUCUCCUAAACGAUAUAGAUUUGCUUAACCCACCAGCAGAGCUUGAGAAGAGGACGCACAAGCUCAAGCGACUUGUUCAGUUCCCAAACUCAUUUUUCAUGGAUGCGAAGUUGAGCAAGGCAAACCAGGAGCUCUUUUACAUGAUGAGUCCACCAUAUUUUCAAGUUUCGCUAAAGCUUCGACAAUGUGAUCACCUAAGAGCUAUGCAUCUGAGGGAGCCAGGAUCCUCACCCCAAAAGUGGGCUCGCACACAGGUAGCCGCUGGGACCAGGGUGGCUUUCUAUCAUGAUGAAAUCAAACUUUCUCUGCCUGCAAUCUGGACACCGUCACACCACCUCUUGUUCACUUUCUUCCAUGUUGAUCUUCAAACAAAAUUGGAAGCUCCAAAACCA